CCUUCGUCGAGCGGUGGGCGGAGAAGCAGUCGGAGGUCCUUGGCCGGGACCGCCCUCUUUGUAGCCUUUUCUGUUCGCGAGAAACAUGGCUGCAGCCUCUGCCUCCCCGCCGGUGAAGAUUGGAAUUAUUGGAGGGACCGGUCUGGAUGACCCUGACAUAUUAGAAGGUCGAACAGAAAAAUAUGUUGAUACACCUUAUGGAAAGCCAUCAGAUGCACUGAUAUUGGGAAAGAUAAAAAAUGUUGACUGCAUUCUUCUAGCCAGGCAUGGGAGACAUCAUACUAUCAUGCCAACAAAUAUCAAUUACCGUGCCAAUAUGUGGGCACUGAAGGAAGAGGGCUGCACUCAUUUGUUAGUGACUACUGCCUGUGGUUCAUUAAGAGAAGAGAUUCAGCCUGGAGAUAUUGUCAUAAUCGACCAAUUCAUAGACAGGACAACCAAAAGGCACCUCACCUUUUAUGAUGGGAACUGUUCUGGCCUUCCAGGAGUGUGCCACAUUCCCAUGGCAGAACCUUUCUGUGCCAAAACUAGAGAAGUUCUUAUGGAUGUUGCAAAGAAGCUUGGGAUCAAGUGCCAUUCAAAGGGGACAAUGAUCACAAUUGAAGGACCACGUUUCAGUUCUCGAGCAGAAAGCCUAAUGUUUCGCAGCUGGGGAGGUGAUGUUAUCAAUAUGACUACAGUCCCUGAAGUGGUUCUUGCAAAGGAAUCUGGAAUCUGCUAUGCAAGUAUUGCUAUGGCAACUGACUAUGACUGUUGGAAAGAACAUGAAGAAACUGUUUCAGUGGAUAAAGUGUUAAAGACAUUGAAAGAAAAUGCUAAUAAAGCAACUAGCUUGCUGCUUACUACUAUACCUCAGAUCGGUUCCAUGGAUUGGGCAGAAACCCAGCAGAACCUGAAAAAUACUGUGCAGUUUUCAGUUAUGCUACCAAAACAUUAAAAGCAUGGCAAGGCAUUCUGAAGCUGGUCCAAGAAGAUGGAUCUUCUGAAAACAUGACAAUACUCAGAUAUAACGUAGUUAAAAACAUGCAACAUUUUCAUUCUAUCUGCUUAUACAAUUUUUGUUUGGGCACAAAAUCUUGUAAAGGAGUGGAGCAUGCCCACCAGGAUGGGAAUUAAUAAGAAGAACUGACAGGCACUGAACAGGAAUUUAAUAGCAAAUAUUUAAUCAUGUUUAUAAACAUGGAGAGAAUAAGAUAUCAAGGGCUACAAUUCUGGCAAGUUACUGGCUUAUCAGUUAUCUUAAAGAUGUCAAGGCAAAGUUUAGUUUAUGUGCUCUCAACUACUCCAAAUGGGGAAAAAGAACCUCAAAGUCAAAAUGCAGAGUCCCGUAAAUCAGUUACAUUAGGAUGUCUUCUGUCAGUGGCAUUUUUUUAAUAUUUAGAAUGCAAAGAAAUGGCUUUUGAAUAGAGUUGAAUGGUGUUAUAUUUGGUAGUUUUUUAUAUUUUAAUUUUUUUAUAUAAAACUAUUUACCUUUUACAAAAGUGGUUGCCUUCUAGAUGGGGAUGCUUGAGUGGAAUUUAAAGAACAUCAAUGGCACAGUCUUGCUUUUUCCCCACAAGUGCUGAUAUCAUUGCAUGGAGCAAUUCCAUUAGAAAUUCUGGUAUAGCCCACCAGCACUAGCAACAUGCUGCAUCUGCUCCCCAUACAUGCUACAAGGCCUAGGUGUGUUCACUUCAACAAGAAGUCCUUCCAUGCCUUAUAAGCAACAUCUUCUGCCCAUUUCAGGAACACAUACAAUACUCCAAGAAAAAGUAGCAGAGCUGUGUGCCUGGGCCCCAGAUGGAAGGCUGUUCCUUGGUAUUUCAUUGUGAGGUGCCAGAGUGUUUCUCCUUGGAGUGCUUAUGCCAUGGCGAACAGUGGCAGUUAGCUACUAAGGAUGGUGUUGUAGGAGAAGGCUUCUAAUGGAACCAAUUGGAUUGCCAUGUUAAAAAUAAUAUUGCUCUAUGCUAAGAGAAUUCUGUACCCAACUAUUUGAUCCUCAUUCUGUGUUCCUGUAAUGUGAAACAUCCAUGAUCAAUUUCUCUGAAGAAUGUUUUGGCUUUAUUCUGAUUCAUUAGUAUUGCAUUGAUGAAUGUAAACAAUAUGCACAGUGGUAUCCAUGCAGUUUAUUUCUAUUCUGCAUUGGUUUAAUGCCCAUACUUGCCCUUAAAAAAAGGAUGUGCUGCUGCUUCUAUCAUAAAACCAAACAUAAUCUCCUAUGUGUAAACAGAGAAACAUUGGGAUGUUAGGCAGAUUCAAACUGUUUUAAUGUUGUGCAGUGACAGAUCAGAUAAAAUUAAGGAAGACUCCCCCACCCUUAGAUAAUGCAGGCAAUGGUUGAUUUCAGUUGAUGGCAACAUAUAUAUUACUGAGACACAAAAUAAAAUAUUAGCAGUACUA
This is a messenger RNA of Rhineura floridana, 2379 nucleotides long. It is a transcript of the gene MTAP, whose product is annotated as methylthioadenosine phosphorylase. Gene Ontology annotation, biological process: nucleoside metabolic process. The record is from RefSeq and is a predicted model, not a curated record. The transcript has 8 exons. Bases 86 to 937 code for a protein of 283 amino acids. Gene Ontology annotation, cellular component: cytosol. Gene Ontology annotation, molecular function: S-methyl-5-thioadenosine phosphorylase activity. Lineage: Eukaryota; Metazoa; Chordata; Lepidosauria; Squamata; Rhineuridae.